AUGGCUGCGGCUGCGGCGGGUGGCUCUUCUUCAGCCGCCUCUGCCUCCGCCGCCGCCGCCGCCACCGGCACCGGCUCGUCCUCCAAGCCUCCACCGACCCCGCCAACCCCCAGGGAGCAUCCGGCGCCCCGCCACCCGCCGCAGCUGAGGAAGCGGGGCGACUCCCGGCGCCGACAGGCCGCCCUUUUCUUCCUCAACAACAUCUCGUUGGAUGGCCGGCCCCCCAGCCUCUUCCCUGGCGGCGAGAAGCCCCCGCCUCCGACUCAAGAUGAGAGCGCGGCCGGGCAGGGGGCGGCGGCCGGCGAGGCCCCCGCCGGGCACCCGCUGCCUCCCUCCGCCGUCGGGCCGUCCCGUCCCGGGGCCCCCAACGGGCCUCCCCCAGCCCCGGCCCUGCUCUUGCAGCUGCCCAAAGACAGUCCCCUGCCGCCGGUCCGCGGCGAAGCCGAGCCCCCGGGCGUCCGAGGCGGCGUCUUCCUGCCCCAGCUGCUGCUGCUCGGGGGUCAACUGGGCUCGCCCGCCCCGCUCACCGCGCCCCCCUCCGCCGCCGCCGGGGCCGCCGCCGCCGCGGGCAUGACCGGACUGGGGGGCAAGGGCGGCCCCCCAACCCCGCAGGGGCUCCUCAGCCCCACGCAGACUAGCACUGGCUUCACCUUGGAGGUCCAGCGGCAAAGAAGGCGUUUUAUCUCCCAGCGCUGUUCUCUAGAAUUUUUAGAAGACAUAGUGGAAUAUGCCACUGUACAAAGAACCAAACACAUAUCUGGAUCACCAAGACACAAAGGCUUGAAGAAGACUCAUUUUAUUAAGAACAUGAGACAGUAUGACACAAAAAAUAGCAGGAUAGUUCUGAUUUGUGCUAAAAGGUCCUUGUGUGCAGCAUUUUCUAUUUUGCCUUAUGGAGAAAGCAUUCGGAUCAGUGACAUAAAGGCAGAAAGCCAGAAACAGAGGCAUCCAUCUGGUGGGGUUUCAGUGUCUUCUGAGAUGGUCUUUGUGUUGGAAGGAGUUGAGCUUGGUGCUGAUGGAAAGGUAGUAUCUUAUGCAAAAUUUUUGUAUCCUACAAAUGCCCUUGUCACACAUAAGAGUGAUAAUCACACUGCAGCAUCUCAACCUCGAUCCAGUGUUCCAAGGACUCUGCCUGGGUCAAGAUACAAAUCUGCAACAGCUAAAUCUGUGCCAUCAGGCACAGAAUUAGGGAGUGAGACAGGUGAUUCAAUAGAAUAUAAUCCUAAUCUCCUUGAUGAUCCUCAGUGGCCCUGUGGGAAACACAAACGUGUUCUUAUCUUUGCAUCAUAUAUGACCACCGUGAUAGAAUAUGUGAAGCCUUCAGACCUUAAAAAGGACAUGAAUGAAACUUUUAAAGAGAAGUUUCCUCACAUCAAACUUACAUUGAGUAAAAUUAGAAGCCUAAAACGGGAAAUGAGGAAUCUCUCUGAAGAAUGCAACCUCGAACCAGUUACCGUGUCAAUGGCUUAUGUUUACUUUGAGAAGCUUGUCUUACAAGGCAAGCUAAACAAACAGAACCGCAAACUGUGUGCUGGUGCUUGUGUGCUCCUUGCAGCCAAGAUCAGCAGCGACCUCAGGAAAAAUGAAGUAAAGCAGCUCAUCGAUAAGUUAGAAGAACGAUUCCGAUUCAACCGGAGAGAUCUAAUUGGAUUUGAAUUUACAGUGCUCGUGGCUCUGGAACUGGCCCUUUACCUUCCCGAAAACCAAGUUUUACCUCAUUAUAGACGUCUAACCCAGCAGUCCUAGCCAAAGCUGCGUUCCACCGAAUUGGCAGGAAGAUUUACAGAAUGCUUUGCUGCUGAAUGACUUCCACUUCCCACUAAUCUUUUCUGUGCCCCUAGUACAUCACAACUUUCCAUUAGUUAAAACGUAUGUUCUCAUAGUGGCAUAGUUGAGUGUUUGUUGGGUGAAAACAAGUUUGUUGGCACAGAAAGGAUUAUUUCCUUUAGACACUAAAGCACAAGUAGUUCACUAUGUAGUUGUCACUGUGGUUGUUCAUUCUUCCCUUCAAAGAUGUUAUGCUAUUGUUCCUUUGAAAGAUAUUUAUCUUUUUUUUUACUUAUUCAUCAUUACUUCCAUUCCGAAAUGUCAUCCGAAAUGGUAUUUGAAAUUUUUCCUAAUUUUUUAUAUAAACAAAAUGAACUUUUUUUUAAUGUGCCUGAAACUGGUCUGGUACCAGAAUCUUUUUGUUGCGUAAGUUAUAGCAUUUUAUCCUUACCUGCAUUUGCCUUGCAUUCAGCAAAGUCCACAACUGCAUUAGCAUAGAAUGGGAUCUAGAUUUCCAGAUCUUGAACAAUUGGUUCGUCGGUAAUGAAAUUACUAAUUUAUUUAAGCAUUAAUAUGGAUAAAGGGAUAGUUAAAAUUUUAGAAUGUUAAAUGUUAGGAAAUAUCUCAUCAUGCAGUCAUAUUUGAUGAAGGUAAUUACAAUCCAGCAACUCUUUAAGACCUACUCAAGUAUAUUGGCUGAAAGGGUGAUUUGCUGUUUGGCACUUCAGGAUGGACUCUGCCAUUGUUUUAAGUACCCAAAGCUAAGUACCUUUUUUUGACUACUUUUUGCAUGCAAUUCUCCCAAGUGUCAGCAGUUACAGUUUUUGCUAUCAAAUUAAGCCAAUGAAACAAGAUCUGAACUUUUUUUAAUUGUAUUUUUUUACUGGAAUUGUUCUUCCAAGCAUCAUGCCACUGUGAUGUUCCUCUUGAAACUGGCAUGUUGCAUACCCAAACAGGCACUUAUGUGAGACUUGAGUAAAGUGCUUAUAAAUAACUGUCCAUCGUGGGUAAGAAAAUGACAUAUAACUUAAGUACUAAACAAAUGUUUGGGUAAAAUUUGCAACACUUUGGUCCUGUAGUAGUUACUUGCUGAUUUUUGCAUUUUGUUUCUCCUAAGCAAUAUUGCGAUUGAGAAAAUUGGUGUUCAUUUUGGUUUUUGUAAGAGAACAAAAAUAACUGGAUUUUUUGAUUAAGGAGUUCACUGAAGAAAAAAAAAGGAGCUUACUGAAGUCCAACUUGAAUACCAUACCUUGCUGUUGAAGAGAGAGAGGGAUAAUUACUCUUAAAGUACUGUAAACUUCAGUUAUGCCUAUUUGGGCUACAUUAAAUAUUGUAUGCCUAGUAUCAAAUUGCGUACACAAUUUUGUAGAUUAGACUUUAAUUGCUGCAAAUUUCAAAUAGUUGUUGUGUCUUACACAGUAUAUACGACAGUGAUACCAACUGGCCAUAAACUUACCUUUUAUGAAUUUGUAUGCAACAUAACAUAUGAUCAGUAUUCAGGUCAAUCUUUAAAAUGUCUUUGAAAAAUUAACUCGCAUGAUAAACAUAGCUGAAUUCCACACAGUUGAAAAGCAUGCUGACAUAUGAGAUCUGAAACAAAAGUUUCUUUGUGGGGAAAACUUAAAAUACUUGUUGCCAGUACUGUCUGGAAAUCAGAUCCAGGCAGGGCCAAGGAUACUGGCCAGUCUUUUUAGUCCAAACAGUUUAGGCCUCUCAAGUUGCUAUUGGGCAUAUUAGUCACACAUUGUGGUAAAUUAACCCAGGUCCCAUCAAGCCUAAGUCUUUGACUAAAGGACUUGUACUCCUCACCAUUCUGACCCAGUUUUCAACUAUCUCCAAGCUGUCUAAAGAUAUCUAUUUUCUACUGAGGUUAUGUUACACCAUAUAACAUUUGCAGGUAAUGAACUAGUUUGACAGUUGCUGGGGGAGGCAGGAAUGGGGAAGGAUCAGCAUACACGCAACAGGUGUAUUUGUCAUCUUGUCCAUCAAAAUUGCCCUUUGCCUGACACAAUACUACCAAUAUGGCUAAGGUAGUUUUAGAAUCAUCUACAGAUAAGUAUAUUAUGGAAGCUACAGAAAGUAUGAACUGUGCUAUGCUCAAAUACUUUUUGUGGGCCAGUGUUUCAGUUUUUAAAUGAGCCAAUAACAGUUCUAUUUCUAUGAGCACCUUAAACUUCUUUUCCCCACGAGGUUGUCCCUUUAUCCACUUUACUAAGGGGCCAGCCUAAACUUAGGUUAUUACUUCAGUUUGGCUGGCCUAACUACAAAAUUAUGUAUACCUACUGUGCAUUUUUAGUCUCCUUAAAAAUAAGUUAUGCCAUUUUUGUCACAAAAGGGUACUUACAAAAUAUAUGUACAAGCACUGUUAAGGGUCUGAUUCCCAAAUAUUUGCUCUAUGGUUUACAACAUAUACUUUAGGUACUUUCCUCUAAACAUUCUGUAUGGCCAGUAGUGAAACUGUUGGCAAAUACAGUAAUUUAAGUUUAACUGUGUAUAUAUGUGUAGUUUAAAUUUUAGCAGCCAAAUUGGUUUUAUAUAACCAAUUAUUUGGCUCAAAAGCCUUGUUAUAAUAAAUGUACCUUUUAGUAAUAUUAAAGCUGCCACUGUGUGGUAGCACAGAAUUACUGCAACAAAGCCAAUAUUUAAACCAAAAUUAAGCCCUAAAACUUUUCAAGGAAAAAAUGUUCGAAUGUUUGAGCUGUCUGUGUUUAAGUAUUUGGGUUUGUGGCCAUAAACAUGUAGUGCUGCUUUCUUUCAGCACAACUGCACUAGGUUAAUGUAAAUUUGUGUAAACUAUUUAGUUUUAAAUGUCAUUGUAUUUGAGUCACUUGUAAUUGGUCAGUUUUCAAUAGUUAGAUGAUGAACUUGUGAAAUUGAGAUGCUGUGAAAUAAAACUUGCUUUUGAUACCUAUG
Messenger RNA from Trichosurus vulpecula (common brushtail), 4680 nucleotides. It is a transcript of the gene CABLES2, whose product is annotated as Cdk5 and Abl enzyme substrate 2. The record is from RefSeq and is a predicted model, not a curated record. Bases 1 to 1746 code for a protein of 581 amino acids. The transcript is spliced from 10 exons. Lineage: Eukaryota; Metazoa; Chordata; Mammalia; Diprotodontia; Phalangeridae. Gene Ontology annotation, biological process: regulation of cell cycle.